This is a messenger RNA of Daphnia magna, 4382 nucleotides long. RefSeq names its product retrovirus-related Pol polyprotein from transposon TNT 1-94. NCBI's taxonomy places the organism in Eukaryota, Metazoa, Arthropoda, Branchiopoda, Diplostraca, Daphniidae. The record is from RefSeq and is a predicted model, not a curated record. The coding region runs from base 23 to 4219 and encodes 1398 amino acids. Gene Ontology annotation, molecular function: zinc ion binding; nucleic acid binding. Gene Ontology annotation, biological process: DNA integration. The transcript has 3 exons.
UCUCAUUCGACUGACUGCAAGAAUGGUGCUUGAAGAAACCAGAAACAAAGCUGUACCAGGAGGUGGAAUAAAUCCGGCUGAUGUGGCAUUCUUUGCUUCACACCCGAGCAAGAUACAGAAAUCAACUGAUGAAAAUACUGAAACUGUAUUUGCAGCCCAUGGUGAUUACAGAGGAGGCUAUCGUGGAAGAGGAUAUCGAGGAAGAGGCUAUCGUGGAAAUGGUGGCGAAAGAGGAAGUGGCGGAUACAGAGGUUACGGACGAGGAGAAGGACAUCGCAGCAAUGGAGGUCACCGAGGAGAUUAUCGAGGAGGAAGAGGCUACCAUCAAGGAUCUAAACCACCAUUUGGUCCAUAUGAUUGCUACGAAUGUGGAAAACCGGGUCAUCUAGCACGCAAUUGCUACGACAAAAAGCAGGGAGAGCAGAGAAAUGCACGCCAAGUGAAAUUUGACAACAAUCGUAAAUUCAACGGAGGUGGAGGCGACAACGACAUCCAUCAUCCAGCAUCCAACCUGCUUUCAUCAUACUGUUUCCUGUCAAAGAAUGAAAACGACUGGUAUGCAGACUCAGGCGCCACACACCAUAUGACGGAACGAAAAUAUUUCUUCUCUUCACUAAAAUCAGUUGAGCCAGGAUCUUGGAAAGUACAUGGAAUUGGUUCCAUCAAGCUGGAUGUAUUAGGAGUAGGAGACAUCGAAAUAGAAUCGUACGUGGACGGAAAAAGAAUAAUUGGCAAGCUGAACGAUGUGUUAUUUGUUCCCGAACUUGGAGCCAAUCUUUUCUCCCUUGGAACUGUAAUGGAUCGUGGAUUUAAGGCGAAUUUCACUGACAAUAUCGUGCUCAUCAUAGAUAAGAAGACAAACACUCCUGUGCUGGAAGGAAGAAAGUUAGGCAAGUCAUUGUACCACAUGAAGUUUACAGCAGUCAUCCAGAGCCAAAAACCGCCAACAAUUGAAUCAGCAGCAGCAAGUGUCAAGUCACCAUUCUCAAUCGCUCGAUGGCAUAGAAGAUUCGGCCACGCAUGCAAUAAAACAGUCAGAAAAAUGGCGAGACUCGGAGCAGUGAAUGGUUUGAAACUGAACAAAGAAGAUGAAGAGGAAGACUACAUCUGUGAAGGUUGCAUAUUUGGAGCAAUGAAGAGAUCACCAUUUAAGGCAAGUAACAAUCGAGCUACUGAAGUGGGAGAAUUGAUUCAUACUGAUGUUGGAUUUGUCAAUGUUCCUACUCCAAAGGGAGAAACCUGCUUCGUAAUUUUUAAAGAUGAUUACAGCGGAUUCACUAAAGUCUAUUUAUUGAAGAAAAAGGGAGAAGCAGCUGAAAAAUCUGAAAUUUUUGUGGCAUGGCUAGAACGACAAACAGGCAAGAAAGUAAAGAAAUUCAGAUCGGACGGAGGAAUCGAGUACUUGAAGAAUAGAGAAUUUCGUGAGAAAAAUGGAAUUAUCCAACAAACUUCAAACAGGUACACUCCACAAGAAAACUCGAGAAGUGAAAGAGAAAUGAGAAGAACCAUGGAACCAACAAGAAAAAUUAUCCAUAUGAGAGAAGUCCAGUCAGAGUCAAGCCUGAUAAAGAAAGAAAGCAGAAGAGUCCUGGAAUUAUGGGGAGAGUUUCUACUCAGCACCGUUCACGUUCUCAAUAGAACUAUUUCGUCGCGAGUCAACAAAACACCAUUCGAGUUAUUCUACAAUAAGAAGCCAAGUGUUGAGCAUUUUCGAGUAAUUGGAUGUCGAGCUUAUUUUCAUGUACCUGAUCAGCUAAGAAAGAAACUUGACGCCAAAGCUCAACCAGGAUGGUUGGUCGGAUAUCCAGAAGAUAUGAAAGGAUGGAUCAUAUGGGAGCCUAUUUCGAGAAAAUUCAUCACAAGCAGGGACGUGAUUUUUAAUGAAGAUCUGCUGAUCAACGACUACAAUGAAGAGACAAGAGAAAAGGAAACAUUAUUUGAUCCAUUCCUUCUUUCUGCAGAAAUUCUUGGAUUGGAUGAAGAAAUCCAAGAAGAGUUAAAAAGCACAAUACCAGGAACAAGUGACGAAGGAACAUCAGCAGAUAAUAAACAAGAAGAGAAUCAUGAAACUCAUACGGAGGCUCAAGAGAUUGAUCAACAAGAAUUAGAUAUGGCAGAGAACCGAAGACAAGAAGAAAUCAAUCAAGCUCAUGAGAAAGUUCAAGAGAUUGAUCGUGUUGAAAUAAACAACGAAACUGGUGGAGGAGAAGAACCAAUUCCCGAAAUCGGAGCAGAGAUUGAAAUAGAACAGGAAGAGCCGAGAAGAAGAAAACAACAACGUCCGAAAGAUAAAACUACGAGAACUCCUCCUGUUCCUAACCAAAUCGAUCCACAAGCCGAUGAUGAAACACUUCCCGUUAUUGAUCUACCAAUUCCGGAAGGUCAAGGAAGAAGAACUGGACGACCCAAGCAUUAUACAGCAAGAUAUGAAGCCUUUAGGAAUUCUCUAGAUAGACCAUUGGCCAAACUUGGAUUAAUCGGAGAAUUUAUGGAGAAAAACAGUAGAGCAUUACAUGUGGAAUCGAAUGAGCCACAGAGCUACAGAGAAGCUAUGGCCAUGAAUAAAGAAAAAUGGCUACCAGCUUAUCAAAAGGAAUUCGACGCUCAAAUUCGGAACAAAACAUGGAUCCUUGUUCCUCUUCCUGUUGACCGAACUGCACUAAAUUGCAAAAUGAUUGGCAAAAUAAAACCAGCCUACGAGGGAGUAGAAGAAACCUACAAGGGAAGAUUGGUAGUAAUUGGAACCGGACAACGAUAUGGAAUGGAUUAUGAAGAAACAUUUGCACCAGUUCCACACAGUGAAUCGGUUAAAGUAGUGUUAAGCGAGUGUGCGGCCCAAAACAUGGAAGUGAUGCAGUUUGAUAUUAGCACAGCUUUUCUCUACGCUGAUUUGGACAAGGAGGUGUACAUGAAACAACCGGAAGGUUUUAUAGCUCCAGGAAAAGAAAAUUUAGUGUGUUUGCUUAAAAAGUCUGUAAAUGGAUUGAAACAAGCUCCUCGACUCUGGCAUGGCAGAUUUGACCGCACUCUUCUCCGUCUUGGAUUUAAACCGUGUAGAGCCGAUCCAUGUGUAUACAUCAAGAGAACAAAUACUGAAACCAGCUACAUUAUAGUUCACGUGGAUGAUGCAUGGACAGGCAGCAAAAGAAAACAAACUCUAAUUGAAGUUCAAGAAGCAAUUGGAGAAGAAUACCAAUUUAAAGUAGUGCCACCAACCAGAUACAUCGGGAUCAAUAUCACUAUGGAUCCCACAAACAGCCGAUAUUUCCUGUCACAGCAACAUUUAAUAGAGAAGAUAUUAACAAGAUUCGGGAUGAAUGAAGCAUUCCCCAGAGUGACUCCAGCAGAUCCAAAAGUGAAACUUACUGUGUGUAAAGGACAACAGAGCGAGGGAGAGAGAGGUUACAGCUUUCGCGAAGCUGUAGGCGCUCUGUUGUAUAUAGCCCUUCAAACCCGCCCAGACUUAGCCUAUGCAGUGUGUAGAAUUGCAAAAUUUUGUCAAAACCCAAUGAACGAACAUUGGAAAGCCCUCGACCAAAUUUUUGGCUAUUUGAAAGCAACAAAAGAAUAUGGAAUUUGGGUUGGCGGACAAAAGAAAGGACUUGCUUGCUAUGUUGACGCGGACUUUGCAGGCGAUAUUGAUGAUUCCAAGUCAACAUCAGGAAGUAUAAUGUUUCUCAAUGAUGGACCAGUGGCUUGGUCCAGCAAGAAACAACCAACUACGGCUUUAUCAACAACAGAAGCUGAAUACAUAGCAGUGUGCCAAGGAGGAAAAACAGCUGUAUGGCUUGGCUACUUAUUGGAAGAUCUACUUGGGAAGGAUAUCAGGAAUGUACCAAUGUAUUGUGAUAACGAAGGGGCAGUGAGACUGGUGCAUAAUCCUGAACUGCACCAAAGAACAAAACACAUUCGACUCAAGUGGCACUGGAUAAGAGAACAAGUGGCGGACGGACUGCUAGCAGUGAAAUUUGUUAGAACACAUAAUCAGCUGGCCGAUACAUUUACAAAAGCACUUCCAGGACCAAGAUUCGUUGAUAUGAGAAAAAGAAUAGGUGUAGGUGUUGUAACAGAUUUACCAAGUAUGAGAUUGAGGGAGACUGUUGCGGACCAAUCUCAUACUUCGCGCCAGAAGUUUAGUUACGGCUCUCACCCCUUUAGAAAGAGGCUGUACAAACGCCCAAGGGGGGUUUCUGUUUUGCCUCUCCAUCUGUCUUCUUGAUUCCUUUCCUGUCAGUGUCUAGUCUCCUUCUUAUAAUAUCUGUGGUGUGAGUAUCAAGUGUUCUGGUUAAAGUAUUUCUUUGUUAUUAACUAAUCUCAUGCCAUGUUAUAUUACCAUGUGUGUAUUGAGUCGAUGCCAUGCCAUGACAAUAUAAAAGGGACUU